Molecule: messenger RNA, 408 nt
Organism: Parnassius apollo (apollo)
Lineage: Eukaryota; Metazoa; Arthropoda; Insecta; Lepidoptera; Papilionidae
Source: the annotation of a GenBank genome assembly
AUGGACGCCUCCGAAGACCGGUUCUACGGCUCCCAAACGCCGGACCGUUCCGAGACUAACAGUCCCCGCUCGCAGAUGAGUAGUCCGAACUCCUCAUCGUCCAUCAACGUAACUGACCAAUCUCUAUCGUUAUCCCAACACCAGCAAAACUUAGAGACUUUAAACAGAAUGGGAAUGUUCUUCCACGCGCAGCAGAUGCAGUUGAAUCAAAGUUUCGACGCGGUUAAGUCUAGGUUAGGUCUGACACAAGUGGCUAGUGUUAGUCAGGGGCCCAGGCAUACGAUAGACGCUAUACUGGGUUUGAACAGUGGCCGGCAGUCCGGCAGAGUGCAGAGUGAGUUCGAAGGAAGAAGGGAUGAGGGGGACACGGUGCCGGUAUCGCCUGGUGCCGCGGAGAGUGCUGGUUAG